AUGUCCAAGCCACCGUCCCUCAACCCUCGAGGCCUCCAGUCUCGCCUCACCCACCUCAUCAACCACUGGCCAUCCGACCCCGUCCGCCCGGCCUCAGUCUCCGUCCAAUCUUACCUCCAAUCCCGUCUCCCACAGUCCUCCUCCAAUGCCCAGACACCCUCUUCCCAACCCGUCCCCGAGAUCUCCGAAUCCUCGCUAACAGCGCUGUCAUCACUGCUGGACAACCGCUUUGCGCGCCGGUAUCCGUUGUUGCCGCAGCUGCGACGGCCAGCAAGUAACCCAGACCACUACGACAAUGUGAUUCGCGAGUUCGAAGAGGCGCCGAACCGGGAUUGGCUUGGGCGGCUAAAGAAGCGGCUGGGCGGGUUGCUUCGGUUGACGUGA
Molecule: messenger RNA, 384 nt
Organism: Penicillium alfredii
Lineage: Eukaryota; Fungi; Ascomycota; Eurotiomycetes; Eurotiales; Aspergillaceae
Product: ubiquinol-cytochrome c reductase complex assembly factor 2
Exons: 2
Coding region: 1-384 (127 amino acids)
Biological process (GO): mitochondrial respiratory chain complex III assembly
Cellular component (GO): mitochondrion; Cbp3p-Cbp6 complex
Molecular function (GO): ribosome binding
Source: RefSeq, a predicted model, not a curated record